Lotus japonicus is the source of this 1125-nucleotide messenger RNA. RefSeq lists its product as uncharacterized. The transcript has a single exon. The record is from RefSeq and is a predicted model, not a curated record. Gene Ontology annotation, molecular function: nucleic acid binding; zinc ion binding. Lineage: Eukaryota; Viridiplantae; Streptophyta; Magnoliopsida; Fabales; Fabaceae. Bases 1 to 1125 code for a protein of 374 amino acids.
AUGGACAUUGACGGCGAGAACGUGCCACCUGACGGCGGAGACGGCGGGGCAACCAAGAGGAUGACUUUUCGUGACAAGCUAAUGGGGGGAGCGACUGCACCAGCUCCUAAGGUGUUCAAGGAUCUUGUGGAUCAAGGGAAAAUGAAGGUUAAUCUUGUGAAUGGCAAUCGUCUCCUCCCUCAAGUCACGACUGAUAAGGAAGUGAUUGAGGAGAUGUGUGCUCCAUGGCGGGAAUCUUUGAUUGUUUGCCUUUUGGGGAAGAAGCUUGGAUAUAGAACCAUGAAGGUGAAACUUGCAAACACUUGGAGGCUCUCUGGUGACUUUGACCUCCUAGAUGUCGACAACGGGUUCUAUAUGGUGAAAUUUGACAUGAAGGAAGAUCGAGAGAAGGUCAUCAACGGUGGCCCGUGGAUGAUUUUUGACCACUAUUUGGCCGUUUCAACUUGGAGCAGGGAGUUCGUUUCACCUGUGGCCCGUGUUACCAACACGCUAGCUUGGGUGCGCAUCCCAGGCUUGAAUGUAGUUUUCUAUGAUGAAAGCUAUCUCCUCUCUGUGGCCCGUGUGAUUGGGAGACCUAUAAAGGUGGAUAUGAACACGUUGAAUGCGGAUAGAGGAAGGUUUGCCAGAAUUUGUGUGGAGAUUGAUCUAUCACUGCCAGUGGUGGGUAAGGUCUGCAUUGAAGGCUACUGGUACCAGAUUGAGUACGAGGGACUCCAUGUGAUCUGCUCUAAAUGUGGAUGUUAUGGCCAUCGGAGUAGAGAAUGUACGGCACCAACGCCGGUGGCGGAAAAGGCUCCAGACGCAGGGACAGGAGCAGGCGAGGCUACGGCGAAAGAAACCCCGGUGGCGGAGGUCGUGACGCCGGCGGAUGGUGAACCAGGUCAGGAACAAGUCAUGGAGGGCCCAACCCAAGACGUUGCCAUGGCCCAAGGAGAGAACAUUCCGUCAAUUAAGGAUAACAUUAAUGCAGCCGCUGCGAACAAGGAGAUCCCAAGUCUGAUUCUUGAUGCCGGGUUCGAAAUUCAUGGAGAAUGGUUGACUGUGGUUAAGAAAAAGAAAAAACUGUCUCCUAGAACUCUGGAACGUAAAGGGGGGGGGCGAAUCAUGCAGAUUCCAAGGGAGUAA